CUCGUAGAACCGCGGCGGACCAAGCACAAUGACAAUAAUUGUCGGCGGGAGGGAAGUGUACGUCGGAUAGACGGUUUGCAGUAUGUGUCCGUUGGGUAGGUGGGUACCGCGGUGUGUUGCGUCAAAAAGUUUCCACUUUUCCAGCGUCCGAUCGUCGGCGAUAAACGUUCGAGACCGCCACCACCACUCAGCUGCUGCGGACCGUGCUCGGUGAUUAUAUUGUUUGGCAGUGCAGCCGUCGGACGGUAGCGAAGGCAAAUACGAUCUCAGCCGCCUAUGCGUCAAACCUAUUCUGUGGCAAUACUACUUAGUUAUCUUUAUUCGCGGGCAUAUUUCUUUGUUAUCAACAACACAAGAAAAGACGGUUACGGGAAUCGAAGUUGUUAUUCCACUUAACUUUUUGUUUUCCGACGAUUUCAUUCACCACACGUUUAACCACGGUUUUUCGCUGCUCAUUGUUGUUUGGGUAAUAAUAAAUAUGACGAAAACUGCUAUGCGUGGUGCAUUAAUUGUUUUGGAAGGCUGCGAUAGAUCUGGGAAGACAACUCAAAGUUCAAAAUUAGUCGAAGCUUUAAAUAACUUGAAAAUACCAGCAAAAAAAAUAUCAUUUCCUGAUCGAUCUACUCCUAUUGGUUCAAUUAUCAAUGAUUAUUUAUCUAAAAAAAUAGAUUUGCCAGAUAAAUCUGUUCAUUUAUUAUUUAGUGCUAAUCGUUGGGAACUAGAGCCUGAAAUUCGUAAACAAAUAGAAGCUGGUGUAACUUUAAUAGUUGAUCGAUACUCAUAUUCUGGUGUGGUAUUUACUAGUGCAAAACAGUCCAUAGACUUUGAAUGGUGUUGUGGUCCAGAAAAUGGCCUACCGAAACCAGAUUUAGUAAUGUUUUUAAAAUUACCAAUCAGUGACAUUAUUAAACGAUCUGGUUUUGGUGAUGAGCGAUAUGAAAAUAUUGAAUUUCAAAAUAAAGUUGAUAAAAAUUAUGAAAAAUUUAAAACUGAUAACUUUAUUGAAGUUGAUGCAGCUCAAGAUAUUUCAGUCUUAACAAAAAAUCUAUUAGAACAAGUUGUAAAAACUAUUGAUAGUGUCAAAAACCAAAAAUUAGAUAAAUUAGUUUUAUAA
Sipha flava (yellow sugarcane aphid) is the source of this 1114-nucleotide messenger RNA. Its product is annotated as thymidylate kinase. Gene Ontology annotation, cellular component: cytoplasm; nucleus; mitochondrion. Gene Ontology annotation, biological process: dTTP biosynthetic process; dTDP biosynthetic process; dUDP biosynthetic process. The record is from RefSeq and is a predicted model, not a curated record. Lineage: Eukaryota; Metazoa; Arthropoda; Insecta; Hemiptera; Aphididae. Gene Ontology annotation, molecular function: dTMP kinase activity; ATP binding.